This is a messenger RNA of Harpegnathos saltator (Jerdon's jumping ant), 3091 nucleotides long. RefSeq names its product glutamyl aminopeptidase-like. Gene Ontology annotation, molecular function: metalloaminopeptidase activity; zinc ion binding; peptide binding. The coding region runs from base 69 to 2831 and encodes 920 amino acids. The record is from RefSeq and is a predicted model, not a curated record. Lineage: Eukaryota; Metazoa; Arthropoda; Insecta; Hymenoptera; Formicidae. Gene Ontology annotation, biological process: proteolysis; peptide catabolic process. The transcript is spliced from 12 exons. Gene Ontology annotation, cellular component: cytoplasm; membrane.
GGUAGUAGGCAACGAGCACUAGAAGUGGAAAUAUCAAAUACAGAACAUAUAUUCACAUAGGUACAUAUAUGGCUUUGAGAAAUAUUUACAUGAAAUUCCUAAUAUUAUUAAGUUACAUUUCGAUAUGCGCCGCUGUUAUGCCAGACUACUUUGCUACCGAUCAUGAUCAAUCUUUAGACAUGGACCUGCAACAUUGCGAUUUUUCCUCUUAUAAUGAUUUACUGGUUUCUAACACUCGGCCAAUUCGAUAUAACUUAAAUAUCCUAAUACUUGCGCUAAUGAAUCCGACAUGGAACGUAGUUGACUGUAUAAGUGAUAUCACGAUUAUUAUUGAAAAUUCGAUGAGAUUCAUAAGUUUGCACGCCUAUGAAUUGAAUAUCAACACUCGGAUAAAGGUUGUAAAUACCAACUCACUUGAAGGCUACAGAUUAACUGGCUACCGUUAUUGCAAACGCUCGCAGAUUUUGGAUUUGCAGUUUGAUAAAGUAAUAGUUCCUGGGACUUAUAACUUGACAAUUGGCUCUACUAUUCGCCGUCCUUGGGACCGUUCUUGGAACGGUGUAGUUAAAUACGAAUACAAGAAAAGUGGAACAAAUCUUGAGAAAGCAAGGUUAGUCAUCAUGCAACCUAACAUGGCUCGGAGAGUGUUUCCAUGUUGGGAUGAGCCCGAAUUAAAGGCAGUUUUCAACAUAUCUGUACUAUAUCCUGAGAAUUUAAAAGUUUUCUCGAAUGAACCUAAACUAUACACUGAAAAGUUUAACUCCGAAAUUAACAAGACGUAUUUUAAUGAUACGCCUCCGAUAUCUCCUUCCAACGUGUUCAUUGCUCUGCUUGAAGAUAACGAUAAUCGUACAAAGAGUGAAAUAUCUAACAGUGACACCAUUUGGCACAUGUCGCAAAAGAAGAUGCUACAAUAUGCAACGAAUAUAAUUGCAGCUGCCGAUUAUUACUUGACAUUCUUUACGGGAUUAAUCGGUGUAUUGCCUAAGAGGAAUCACAUAGUGUUCCCCAAUAAUACAAUAAAUUCAAUGGGAUGUUUUGGUCUUAUAAUAUAUAGCGAAAAAGAUGUUCUAUAUGAUAAAGAUAUCGAUUUCCCUGGCUAUAAGGCUCAUAUCGGUGAGGUCAUUUCGCACCAAAUGGCACGUCAGCCGUUUACAGCAGUGAUUACUCAGUCUUGGCGGGCCGAUCUGUGGAUAGGCGAAUCACUAUCGAAGCUUUACAGUCAUUAUAUCAUGAACGAGGUUUUCAUCGGUUUGCUUAGUUCAUCGGUUCAAUUAAUGGAUCUCUAUGCAAUCCAAAUUCUUCAGUUAACAUUUCAGUAUGAAACUAACUGUCAAAUGAGAGCUCUUUCCGAAUAUAAUGUAGAAGUCGCGGAUGAGAUCGAUGUUGGCCUCUGUUCUCGUUGGUAUUACAAUAAAGGUUUCGCUCUUUUACGUAUGAUAGAGCAUAUGAUCACACGAGAUAAGUUUCAACUAGCUAUCAAAAAAUAUAUGCGUGAAUUUAAGUUUCGUUCUGCCACUUCUUAUAAUCUCUGGAUCACCUUGCAACAUACACUUGAUGACAGAACCAAUCAAAUGGUUAGAAUUAGUGAAAUUAUGGAUACGUGGUUAAGUCAAAGAUACUAUCCUGUUAUAAAUGUUUUUCACAAUCGUCAAAAUAAUACAGUGAUAUUAAAUAUCACUGGUAGUGUCGACAUGAGAAAAUACACGUGGAUGGUACCGACAACUUAUACUUCAUACAAUGCUUUGUCUUACAUGAUCAGUAAUAUUGUGAUAGAUACUUCUGAAAUUACAAUUAUUAAGCUGGGGCAGAAUAUUGAUUUUGCUAUAUUUAAUAGAGAACAAAGUGGAUACUUUCGCGUGAAUUAUGAUGAAAAUAGUUGGAAUCGAAUCGCAAAUGUUUUGCACUCUGAUAAUUAUAAUCAAAUAAAUGUCCUCAAUCGCGCGCAAUUGAUUGAUGAUGCAUAUUAUUUUAUGAGACAAAACUACGUAUCACCGCAUAUAUUUUGGAGAAUUGCAAGUUAUCUAAAGCACGAUGUAAGUUACAUAGCCUGGUAUCCCAUGUUCAAUAUUCUAUCGUUUAUGUGGCCUAUUUGGAAUAAUCCGACUACGGGAGUGAAACAUAUCAAGGAAGAAGUACUUCAAAUAUUGGACGGCUUACUUCAAAAUUUGGGAUACGAAGAAAAAAAUGAUGAGGACAAUAUGUAUAAAACACUGAGAUUAUUAGGAACAAGAUGGGCUUGCAAAUUAGGGCAUAGGAAGUGUCAAAUAGCUGCUACGACACAAUUGUCCGGGCAUCUCUUCAAAUCUGACGAUAACAAAUUUUCAUCAUGGUGGAAGGAUUGGGUAUAUUGUGCCGGUAUGAGUUUGGCCAACGAAACUAUAUCGGAGAUGUUGUUUGAAAAAUAUAAAAAUACCACGGAUAUAGAUAUUUUGAGAUAUUUGUUUUGCUCAGAUGAUGCACAAAUUAUCGUGAAGUAUAUGGAUGUAAUGUUAUCUUUCAUUCGUCAAAAUAUGCUACCGUAUAACGAGGUGAUUAAACUUUAUGGUGUUGUUCUCAAGAAGCACAUAAGGAAGGAUGAUGUUCUGAAAUACAUCGUGGAGAAUAAGAACAUCGAAAUUUGGAGGCUAGGCACUACUUUAAACACAAAACUGUUUGGUGAUAUGAUAAUGAAUGUAUAUUUAGGCGAACAUUUCUUUAAGAUUGUAGAAUUUGCAGCAAAUAAUGCCGACUUAUUCAAAAUAAACCUGUAUGACAUAUCGAAAUUAGAGAGAGCUCAAAAGAAGAGAAUUAAUAAAAUGAAAGAAGUAAUUUUUGGAAAUCCGUAUUGAAUAAGGAAAGGAAAAUAUAUAAUUUCUGAACAAGCGAGUUUACAAAAUGUGAUGGAAUUCAAAUAAUUAAAGUGUCCAAACUGAAGGCUAUUGUAAACUGGGCAGUGAAUUGAGAAGUUUCUGUUUAAAAUUGUGAUGUCUAUUUUUUAUCAUUGCAUUUUGAUAAUGUAUAUUUUAUUGUCACACUAUUCUUACAUUUUUAUAUAUUUUAUUUACAUGGAUUUAAACACAUUGUAUAUUACAUGACAAUAAUGUAUAUU